Molecule: messenger RNA, 1957 nt
Organism: Caenorhabditis angaria
Lineage: Eukaryota; Metazoa; Nematoda; Chromadorea; Rhabditida; Rhabditidae
Source: the annotation of a GenBank genome assembly
AUGAAGGUUGAAGAUGCAAAAACUUCUUCAAAUAUUAUUGGAGAAAGUAUGGAAUGUGAGUUUGUUUUCUUUUGAAAUCAACUUGUUUUGCAAAUUUCAAAUAAAUUUUAGUUACAAAUAAGAGUUUGGAAAACAAUAUGAACUUCAUCCAAAAAAUUGUAAAAUUUUGCCAACCUUAUUUUGGAUUGGGGGCCUUUCUUGCAUUUUUAAUUGUCUACCAUGGAUGGUUAGGUGAGUUCUACAAUACAAUUUUGUUUCUUUUUAAUCUGAGAAUCAGAAUUUUAGUUGCUGCUGCCAUUCACAAUUUCACAAAAGCUAGUCCAAUGAUCUAUAUAACUAUAUUUUUAUGGUUUUGUUUUGUUUUGAACUUGGCUGUAAAUACUUCGCAAUUUCGAAAAGUUUAUGAUGAUUUGGAAAAACGUCUUGAUAGUUUGGCACAGCGCAAAAAGUUUGUUCCAAUGUAAGUCUUGCUUUUUUCAAUAUCAAAUUCCAACAUUUCUUUAUUUUCAGAUCAAUAAAAAUUUGCAUUAUUGUCGCUUUGUUGGCAUUCACAAUUAUUAUGUCAUUGAAUGAUUUUUCGAGAUUAUCUGGUUUUUCUGCCUAUGUAUUUUUUAUCCUGUUCAUGUUUAUUUUUUCAAAUAAUCGAAAGCUCAUCAAUUGGAAUAUUGUUACAAAUGCGUUUAUUAUGCAUUAUUGUCUCGCAAUUAUUAUUCUUCAAUGGUCAACUGGACAAUGGUUUUUCCAACAGGUUGCAAAACUAAUUGUAGGAUUUCUUGAAUAUGCGCAAGAAGGAGCAGUUUUUGUAUUCGGAUUUAUUGCGAGCCCUCCGAAUAUUUGUAAUCUUCGUUCAGUUUUCAUUUUCACAUCACUUCAAACAUUGAUCUACUUUGGAGCAGUUACUGCAAUUCUCUUUCAUUUCCAAAUUAUUCAAACAGUUUUAAUCAAAGCCAAAUGGUUCAUGAAAAUCUUAAUUGGAACAACAACAAUUGAAAGUGUCAAUGCUUGGGCAUGCACAUUUUUAGGAAUGACAGAAGCUCCAAUGAUGUUUGCCCCAUAUAUUUCUAGUCUAACUGAUUCGGAACUUUGUACAAUCUUGACAAGUGGUUUUGCAUGUGUUGCCGGAACUGUUUUUGCAGCCUAUGUUGCUCUGGGAGCAUGUCCAAUUUAUUUGCUAACCGCUUCAAUUUUAUCAGCACCAUGUUCUUUGGCUUGUUCGAAGAUAAUGUUUCCGGAAACUGAAGAAACCAAAUUGAAAGAUGAAGAUAUUCAUAUUGCUCACAGGUUAAAAUUUCAUUAGAAACUUGGAAUAAACCGAUUUUUCUUCAGAUCAAAUAAAAGUCUUCUUGAUGCGGUUUGCUCUGCUGGAUGUGCAAUGGUUCCAAUUGUUUUUGCAAUCGGUGCAACUCUUCUUGUUAUAAUUUCACUUCUAGCACUUCUCGAUACAGUAAUGGGUUAUAUUGGUGAUCUAAUCGGUUUUGAAGGUUGGACAUUUCAAAUGUUAUUUGGUUAUGCAUUUUUCCCACUUGCCUACCUUAUGGGAGUCACUGAUGAUGUUCAACAAACUUUGAUGUUAGUUUAAAAUGUGGUCAUUAUUUUAUUGAAAUAUCUAAUUUCCAGGGUUGCUCAACUGAUGGGAACCAAAACAGCUGUCAAUGAAUUUGUUGCUUACAACAAACUUGGAGAACUUCAGAAAAAUAAUAUUCUUCACCCAAAAUCUGUGUUAAUCGCAACAUACGCGCUUUGUGGUUUCUCUAAUUUUUCUUCAAUGGGAAUGCAGAUUGAAUUUAUUGGUGGAAUGGCACCAAAUAGAAGAAAUGCAAUUUCUAAUAUGAUGUUACGUGCUUUGAUUGCUGGUUCGAUUGCAUGUUUUAUGAAUGCAACAAUUGCUGGAAUACUUGUUAGUUCUCCAAUUAUUUGUCAUCCAACUUCAAAUUCUACGUGUUUUGAAAUUCCAUAA